Dufourea novaeangliae is the source of this 774-nucleotide messenger RNA. RefSeq lists its product as uncharacterized. The transcript is spliced from 2 exons. The coding region runs from base 1 to 774 and encodes 257 amino acids. NCBI's taxonomy places the organism in Eukaryota, Metazoa, Arthropoda, Insecta, Hymenoptera, Halictidae. The record is from RefSeq and is a predicted model, not a curated record.
AUGAGACGCUUCGCCCACCGUUACGUGUGCCUGGCCGUGCUGCUGGCUACGGCCUCGGCAAGGUCGGCCGAGACCAACCCGACGACCAACUCGAUCGACGAGGAGACCGCAAGGUCACCCGCCAACAGCAAUAUCUUCGGCGAUCUCCGACAGAUAUACCAAGUCUACAAAGAAUGCUCCGCCGAGGAGCUCAGCCCAUGUCUGAAAAUGAGACUCUUGUCAGCGGUGGACAGGAUGUACAGGAGCGUCCAACUGAACGUGGCCGAGGGUGUCACCUUCGUGCGCGACGAUCCUGUCGUGAACGAGGAGGAACCUUCAAAGUCACUUCAAGAGAUCGAGGCUAGCUUGCCCAGGGCUCUGGACGACAAAGAGGACGCGCUGAACACGAUGAUCUACGACAAGGUCGUCAAGUUCUUCCAGAGUCAUACCUUGAAACUGAAAUUACCCAAUGUCGAGGAUCUGCAACGUAGCCUCGUGGAGGAAGGUCGUAAGAAGAAGAAGAAUAUGAGCGGUCUUCUGGCCAUACCUCUGUUGAUCGGUGGUACCUUGGUGCCCCUUGCACUCGGGGCACUGGCCCUUCUGGCCGGUAAAGCGUUGAUCGUCAGCAAGCUGGCUUUGGUAUUGGCUUCUAUCAUCGGUUUGAAGAAGCUCGUGUCAGGAGGCGGCGAUCACGGCCACGAGGUCGUUCAGGUCGCCGGUGGCCACGGAUCGAGCGGAUGGGCAAGAUCGAGCCACGACCUCGCCUACUCCGCCUACAAGCCAUCGUCCCCCUAG